AUGAAAGUUUUAUAUCCCAGUCAUAUAAGCAAGCGUAAUAAUAAUAAGAACGUAACCCUGACAAAUAAUCUUACGUUUGAAUUUUUAAAUCUAAACUGCGACACAAUUAUCAAGUUACCUCCAUUUAAUGUUAAAUGGACUUCCCUCAAUAGUACCUGGUAUAGCGCUCUCUAUGUCCCAAGUGAUGCUAGGGAAUCUCAUGGCAUGUCUCUACUUGCAUUUGGAGCCCAAUUCCCACUAAUUGUGACUCCCGUUUUUUAUAUUGUUAAAGCUUGUACUCAUUUUGAUGCAAGAUUACUGGAAAAAGAUGAACAGAAGGAGCUGUCAGUAAAGCGUACACAUAUCUCUGGUAGUCUUGACCUUCUAAAUGAUGCUGGAGAGUAUAAUACGCAAAGAUUAUGCGAUCAAGGAAAGGAUCUUAGAAAGAGAAAGAAGGUUUGUUAUACUGAAGAAACGGAGAUGGAUUCAGAUUACUCAGAUUACUUUGAUUAUGAAUGGAAGCCAAAUAGAAAAUCAUCUCAUAUUAAAAAGACCAUUAACCAAACUAAACCUGACCUUGAGAAGUUCGAAGAAUUUCUACAUAAAGAAUCAUAUCUUCAUUACAAUAUAAUCAAUGAUGCUGAUGUUGACACUAAAUCAUUAUUUUCACGUGAAGAAUGGGAAGAAAUCAAAAAUUUUGAAGUGAUUGAUAGACCAAAGCUUGAUCCUUAUCAUAGAGAGUUAUUAAAAAAAUAUACUGUCGAUAAUAUGAAAAAAUUAAUAUCACUUCUUUUCGAAUCAUUUACAUCUGACGGCAAAGAAUAUGAUCGGAACGUUCAUUUCGAUUUAGAUUAUAUCAACAGUGCUUAUCGUAGAAUUUUAUAUAUAUGGGAAAUGGAUGAAGACCCUUUAAUGUUUCAAAGCUAG
This is a messenger RNA of Funneliformis geosporum, 906 nucleotides long. The record is from the annotation of a GenBank genome assembly. Lineage: Eukaryota; Fungi; Glomeromycota; Glomeromycetes; Glomerales; Glomeraceae.